This is a messenger RNA of Herpailurus yagouaroundi (jaguarundi), 1897 nucleotides long. RefSeq names its product PNMA family member 1 (gene PNMA1). Lineage: Eukaryota; Metazoa; Chordata; Mammalia; Carnivora; Felidae. The record is from RefSeq and is a predicted model, not a curated record. Bases 27 to 1088 code for a protein of 353 amino acids. The transcript has a single exon.
AGUUGGGGCCCUUGACAGUUGGGAAAAUGGCGAUGACACUGUUGGAAGACUGGUGCAGGGGGAUGGAUGUGAACUCCCAGAGAGCCCUGCUGGUCUGGGGGAUCCCAGUGAACUGUGAUGAGGCUGAAAUCGAAGAGACCCUCCAGGCUGCGAUGCCCCAGGUGCCCUAUCGAGUACUUGGGAGAAUGUUUUGGAGGGAAGAGAAUGCAAAAGCAGCCUUGUUAGAGCUCACUGGCGCUGUCGAUUACGCCGCGAUCCCCAGGGAGAUGCCGGGUAAAGGAGGGGUCUGGAAAGUGGUCUUUAAACCCCCGACUUCCGAUGCUGAAUUUUUAGAAAGGCUGCACCUCUUUCUGGCGAGAGAGGGGUGGACCGUGCAAGAUGUUGCCCGCGUCCUUGGGUUUCAGAACCCUGCUCCGGCCCCAGGCCCAGAUAUGCCGGCAGAGAUGCUAAACUAUAUUUUGGAUAAUGUUAUUCAGCCUCUUGUUGAGUCCAUAUGGUACAAGAAGCUGACGCUGUUCUCUGGGAGGGACAUCCCGGGGCCGGGGGAGGAGACCUUUGAUCCCUGGCUGGAACACACUAAUGAGGUCAUAGAGGAGUGGCAGGUGUCUGAUGUAGAAAAGAGGCGGCGGUUGAUGGAGAGUCUUAGAGGCCCUGCCGCUGAUGUCAUCCGCAUCCUCAAGACUAACAACCCUGCAAUAACCACUGCUGAAUGCCUGAAGGCCCUUGAGCAGGUGUUUGGGAGCGUCGAGAGCUCUAGGGAUGCGCAGGUCAGAUUUCUGAACACUUACCAGAACCCGGGAGAAAAGUUAUCUGCAUAUGUCAUUCGACUGGAGCCUCUUCUGCAGAAGGUGGUGGAGAAGGGGGCUAUAGAUAAAGAUAACGUGAACCAGGCCCGCCUGGAGCAGGUUAUUGCCGGGGCCAACCACAGCGGGGCCAUCCGAAGGCAGCUGUGGCUGACGGGGGCUGCGGAAGGGCCUGCCCCUAACCUCUUCCAGUUGCUGGUGCAGAUCCGAGAGGAGGAGGCCAAGGAGGAGGAGGAGGAGGCUGAGGCCGCCCUCCUGCAGUUAGGCCUGGAGGGGCACUUCUGAGGCCCAGGAAAAAAGGCUGUACUGCAGAUCUAGAUCACAGCUGCUUUCCUUGUCUCCAUGCUAUCUUACAGGUGUCUCUUAGUAGUAAAGACUUAGCCAUGUGCUGGGGGGGAGGGGGUUUGAGAGCAGGGAGGCAGCAGGCCUGGGUAUUCAUGUAACAUUAGUACAAUCGUGCAAAUGAGCACCCUGAGCUACUUACUAUAAGUGAGUCGUACCUAGCUGCAAUGCCAGGUAAAGACUUGUGCACCAGUGCUCAGUGCAAGCUGUCGUUGUGGCAAUCAUCAGUUGUAAAACAUGUGAAUUUGUGACACUUCCCAUUGAGGUAAUUAAGUGUGAAAUUGCAUGUUCUGAUGUUUAGCACAGGACCUGGCAAACACAAAAAGUGUUCAGUAAAAAUGAUGAGCCGUUAUUACUAAUAUCGUGAAUAGUUCUGUGUUUACAGUAAAUUGUUCCUAAUUUAUAUUAAUGGAAAGAAAUGUGACUUAAUUAGAUACUACUAGUUAUUCAACCAUACAAAGCAAAUUUCUUAUUUUUCAUCUUGAAACGUCUGGAUCAGUUUAACUGACAAGUGUUCUGAGACUAUGGAAUGGGGUGUUAGGAAACAAUUCUAGAACUGCGUGAAUCAAUUUUUCUCUGUACAAGAUACAGAUAUAAACUGCAUGGGAAGGUUAUAAAGAACCAGUUACAGUAUCUAGUUCCCCACUUCAAGUCUGUCAUUGAAUAGUAGUUCUUGUUCAUGCUGAUUCUAAGUGUUCUAAAUUUCAAGUUAUCAAAAUACAUGUAUAUGAAUAAAAAUAUUUUAAAAAUUC